CCACGCUAUGCUAUGCCAUGCCAUACAGGGGGGCAAUGCUCAUCAUCUAAGCAUCUCCAUCCAUCCAUCCAUCGACCACCGUCUUCACACACUUGAUGACCCGCUCUCAGCACCGUGAUGCCCCUCCUUGACAGCAGCCGUACCCCCACCACUCGCAUCCCGCUCGUCUGCACCGCUGUGCUGCUUCCUGAGCCUGGCCUCGAGUGCUGUGUCGAUGCGCUCAUCACUCGACGCCCACAGCCACCACACAACACCAAUCAGAUAAUGAGCUAUGCACUGCACACACAGAUGCACACAGACAGGGGAACGACGAAGGCAUGUGCUGUGGAGGUCUGUAUGUGGGCGCUGCGCAUCCCUGCUCUCAUCACUCACUCCCUCACCAUAAAGAAGACCCAUCGCCACCUAUCGCCCACAGCCAUUCCCGCCUCCUCGCCCUUCCUCAAUAACCACCCCACAGUCGGCACCGAAACGAUCCCCCCGAGGUUGCAGAAUGUGUUGCUUGUCCCGUACAGCAGCCCAGCCAUCGUCGGCGCCAUGUCCAAGUGCAUCACAUUUAGCGCUCCGUACCCCAGUGCAUCGCUCCCAGUCGCCAGGGUGAGGAACAGUGUUGCGACGAGGGGCGAGGCGGCCUCGUAAGCAAGGCCCAGGAUGGCCAGGGCGGCCGUCAGCAUCGACACUGCCUGGAUGAACCGGCGCACAUGAAUCACGCGCCAUCUGGAUGGAGAACAGCAAAGGAAGCAAAACAGAGAUAUUGAUUGCCCAAUUAUUUUGUUGGCAGCGAGAAGGCACUGUCAACUAGCUCAGCUGCACACCAAUUUACCCUUUUCGGAUCAUCAUGUCGGCGAGCAGACCAGCGAAGGCACUGGCAACCGCCAUGGCCACAUAGGGCAGUGACGAGAAGAACCCCAGCUCUGCAUCAGAGACGGAGAACCGGUCGUUGAUAAACGAAGGAGCCCACGUCAUCAGCGCGAUCUGUGUGCGGAGGAAAAGAAAAGAAAGGAUCAGAACAAAGGUUUCAGACCGUUUCGUGUGGGCGUGCCGUUGGGUGCUCACCCUAGGUCCGCAGACAGCGUAAUGGCACCCGAGAAGAGCCCACACACUCCGAUAAGACAGCAACGCAAACCACAUCCGCAGUGUGUAACGCCACGUGUGCUUGGCAGCCUUUUGUGCAGGUGGACGCUCUCGUUUCCCCUCCAUCGCCGCCUUGAGCCUCGCUUGCACAGGCAGGGUGCGCGGAGGGCGCUUCGGGGAGUCCUUCCUCUCUCGCACGGGGAGUUUGGGGGCAUCCAACGAAAGAAGGCCAGUCCGCUCGCCUUUGCGCGGACUGUCGUCAGCGGCAGCAGGGCUGUCUUGGGAGUCCAUGUGGGGCCUGGUGGGGAGGGGUGGAGAGAUGGCGUCCUCCGACGGGACGGAGGGGACGGGCUGUGGACUCAUCAGCUCGUCGUCACUCUUGAGGCGAUUCACCUCAGUGGGGCUGUUGUCCUCUUGCACCUUGCUGCUGGAUGAUUCGGCACACGUCCGAGUGCUCUCGCUCAGACCCCUCACACGCACCGACAGGCCGUCGCGGAUUUCACUCUUAGCGGCAUCGCUAGUGGACUCCUUGCCGCCUAAAGAAAGCCCCGUCCAGAAGGGAAGCCACAGUAGCGUUGCGGCCGAGAAGAGGAAGAAGGGCAGGCUCCACUCAGGGAACCAGGUUUGCAACCAGCUGCUGCCUGUGUCUGCUGCUGCUGGUGGGACAACUUCCCCCUUCUUGCCGCCGACGAGAGGCGUGAUGAAGAAGGCGGACACGAGCCCCACGUACAAGGCCGAGUGCGGGAGGGCAGAGGCAACCGACAUGCUGGAGGGGGGGAUGUGCCGGCUGACGAGUGAGUGGAUGCUGGGAUACAUGGCGCCUUGCACAAGACCCAUCGCGACUCGAACAACAAUCAGGCCCCAGAGCCCAGAGUGGAGCGUCUGCAUUGCAUUCAGCGAAUCAAUGAAUCAAUGAACACAAUUGCAAGCACACACGCUCCUUCGCUUGUGUGUUACCGUCGAAGGUGUGGCGGCACCGAGCAGGGCACUGCCGACCACACUCACGGUCAGCACUUCCUUCGCAGAAUAGUCAGCCACAGAGCCGCCGAUGAUCUGCGUCGACACGUAGCCCCAGAAGAAGGCUUGUAGCACAAAGCCCUGCUGCUGCUUGUCCCAUCCCAUCGAGCCGCUCAUCGGAAUGAUGGCCGACGAAAGGAUCAUCCUCUGACACCACCACAAACAGCACAGCACCACAGCACUUGACGCAUGGAUCUCCCUCCAAUCACACACAACCUUUGUUGUGCGUACCUGCAGGAAGUUGAGGAACACGCCUAUGCACACAAGGCAGAGCAUCUUCACCCAUGAUGACGACAUUGGCGCUGGAAAGAUAAGUUAACGAUCAGAUCUCCUCCAGUUGCUUCCCUCUCAUCUGGGACCGAGCUCG
Messenger RNA from Vitrella brassicaformis, 2455 nucleotides. NCBI's taxonomy places the organism in Eukaryota, Vitrellaceae. The record is from the annotation of a GenBank genome assembly.